CUUUUUGUCUGGCAAACGUGGCCGCAAAGGGGAGCUUUGGAGGAGCGCCGCGAUUGCCCCGCCGGCGACCCGCUGUCGGCGUCGGCUGGGGUGACAGGCGACCUCUUGGGGAAGGUGGAGGGUCGGGACCGCGUGCACCCGAGUCUGUGCCGGAGGGGGACGCGCCGAGGCUAGAGGACCCGGGGGCUUGAGGGGUGUUUUCGAUUCAUUCGAGAAUCGCGCUCUUGAAAACGGGGAAACUUUCCUUGGAGUUCCGGGAGGGGAAAUUCGACUCUUCUGCUGCUGGUCUUGUUGGUCCCGCUGGUCUGUGCGCCUCGGGAUGGCUCGCGUGGAGACGUCCUUUCCGCCGCAGCAGUAUUGUCAAAGGAGCGGAGAGGGAGAGGCCGCCCGGCUGCCCUGUCCAGGACACCGAGGGUGAUGGCUUGGGGGCCCAGGGUCGUAGGUACCUCUUACGCGGCACGAGGUUAGAUGCCAGCCUCGGAGUCUCCAGAGGGACUGAUAUGAUGCCUUUUUCCUGAGCCAUGGCCGAGCCCUCUGAAAGGCUUGCGGUGAGCACGUUAUUAAUCUUUGCCUCUGCUGCCCCCUCCCCAGCCGAAAACACACACACACACACACACACACACACACACACAAUAUAGAACCUGUCCACUUUUAGGUCCUGUGAGUUGGGAAUGGAGGCAGAUCCAGCUAACUGUGUGUGUUUCUCUCAGGUAAAGCCCAGCCAACAAGCACAUGGCUUUGCAGAACUGAUAGCAAAGCCCAAAGGUCUAGGGGCGAGGAGUUUUGCAAUGUGUCCGGUCCAGAGUCAGGUUCAGGAGGCUUUAUUGAUCACUGGCCUGAACGAUCAGUUAACAACCCCUUCCAUUUUUGAGACGGAUAUUUGACAGGAAACUUUGGGGGAAUUCUGCAGUUAUUUCCUUAUCGUGGGGUCUGGCGGAAUUCAAUAUCUUUCUUAUUGAUUUAGACUGUAGUGGGUCUAACCCAGGAAACCACAUUCCUAUUGCUGAGAUUGGACUACAUAGCAUUGAAGAGGAAAAACAGAAAAUAAAAAGAAGCCUCUCUGUGACCUACAUCUUCCUCCCACAAGACCACACCAGAGAGCCAGGUACAAGAUGAACAAGCACACUGUCUACCUAAGAUGUACCAGGCCAUCCGACUGAACCCCGAGAGCCCAAAAAUGUCUGCGUGCAGUGACUUUGUGGAGCACAUCUGGAAGCCCGGGUCCUGUAAAAACUGCUUCUGCCUGCGGAGCGACCACCAGUUGUCACCUGGCCAUCACCAGCCCAGAGCAGGCAGCCUGCACCCCGCUCCUCGCCCGUCACCUAGGCCUGAGUACUGCCGCCUGGAAGAUGAAGGUGUGAACAGCUCACCUUACUCCAAGCCCACCAUCGCUGUUAAGCCUACCAUGUUGAGCUCCGAUGCCUCUGAUGUGUGGACAGAGGCGAAUAUGAACGCGGAUGUCUCAAAGGUCAUUUGGAGACGGCCCCCCGGCAAGCUCCCCCUCCCGAAGCAGGAAGACCUGCCGGUGGUUUACCUGGGCAGUUUCCGCGGUGUUCAGAAGCCUGCCGGGCCAUCUGCCUCUGCAGAUGUCCACCCUCACUGCCCGCCUGCAUAUGCCAUGGUCGGCCUGCACAGCCUAGAGGCCCGGGGGGAACACAACACCGCCUUCCACCCAGUGAGUUUCCCUGAUGAGAAAGCUGGGCGAGAACAUAAACCUGUGUUUUCCUACCAAGAGCUGAACUCCACUCAGGAGAGCUUCCGCCAGAAACUGGCUGCCUUUGGCGGGAAGACAUCUGGCUGCCACAAGGGCCCUGGGCCUUACCCCUCUCCUCAGCCCCUGCGGGAGUCUCUGCCCACGGAGGAUGACAGUGGUCCAAGGCGCUCACCCUCGGGGGACAGUGAAGGGGGAGAAUAUUGCUCCCUCCUGGACUGUCGCCCCGGGAGCCCAGGCACCGAGGGCACUCCACAGGCUGAGGGUCCCCGGCGCAGACAUGGUGGAGAGGGCCGCUCGCCAGCCGAGGAGGAGAAGCGGGUUUCGAGCUUUCCAAGGGAAUGCUGUAGCCAGGGCCUGACAGAGAACUCAUCCCACCUGGGCCCCAAGCAGCUGUCCCUUGCCUCAGAGGCUGCCAGUUCUUCAGACGGCCUCUCGUGUGGGAGUGCCAGCAGUGGCACCAGCAGCCCCUUCGCCUCCCAUCUCGAGAGCGAUUAUUGCUCCCUUAUGAAGGAACCUGUGCUGGGGAAGCAACAGGACUCUGGCUGCCACGUGGUGACCUCUAGCAGGUGCCUUGGGCUGACUGGGGAGCCCCAGCCGACAGCCCACUCUAGAGAGUCUGUGCAACCUGAACCCAUCUAUGCCGAGAGCACCAAGAGGAAGAAGGCAGUUCCAGCACCUUCCAGGCCACAGGCAGCAGCUGCUCAGGGCCAGGUCCGGACGGCUAACACGUGGGCUCAGAAAACAACAUCUGGGUGGGGCCGAGACCGGGAAGGCCCAGAUAUGGGCCCCAAGGUGGCAGCCACCAUCACAGUCAUGGCAGCCCACCCAGAAGAGGACCACCGGACAAUCUACCUGAGCAGCCCCGACUCCGCGGUGGGGGUGCAGUGGCCACGCCGGCCUGUGAGCCAGGACUCUGAGGCCGGUGACGAGGAGACUUCUGAUGGGCAGGGAAUGAGCUCCAGGGAAGGCCAUUGUCACGAUGCCAGUGAACACAUGUCCAAAGGGAGGCCUGCCAUUCCUCCCAAGCUGUCCAGGAGUAGUCCUGGAGGGUCUCCGGUGUCACCAUCUGCCUCCCCUCUGUCUGACGUCAAUGAGGGGAGCUCCGGGGGUGGCACUGGGCCCCAGCCUUCAUCCAGGGGCCCCAGUGACCCCGCUCCUUCCUGCCGGGCCAAUGGUGUCACUGACCGUGACUCGGUCAAGUGUCCGGGGCCAGCCAGUACCGCCUCAGCCUUAGACCAGAGGCGGCCUCGGUACCACACUGGGGCCUGGAGUCGUCAGUGCCGGAUAGAGGAAGAGGAGGAGGUGGAACAGGACUUGCUGAGUCAAGGCUGGGGAAGAGAAAUGGAAAAUGGCACCACGGACCCCUCAAACUCCUCUACCUGGCACCGUCUGUGCCCCACAGAUGGCUCCUCAGGGCAGAACAAUAAAGCCAUUACUGGGAUGAGCAAAUCUGCUUCCUUCGCCUUUGAGUUCCCCAAGGACAGAAACGGGAUUGAGGCCUUCUCACCACCUCCGCCACCUCCAAAGUCGCGGCACCUUUUAAAAAUGAACAAGAGCAGCUCUGAUUUGGAAAAAGUGAGCCAAGGCUCCGCGGAGAGCCUCAGCCCAUCCUUCAGGGGUGUCCACGUCAGCUUCACCACGGGCUCCACAGACAGCCUGGCCUCGGACUCCAGGACCUGCAGUGAUGGAGGACCAUCAUCUGAGCCGACUCACUCACCCACCAAUAGUGGAAAGAAGCUCUUUGCUCCUGUUCCAUUCCCUUCAGGCUCCACUGAGGAUGUGUCCCCCAGCGGCCCCGUGCAGCCCCCGCCUCUCCCCCAGAAGAAGUUAGUGAGCCGGGCGGCCUCUUCGCCAGAUGGCUUCUUCUGGCCCCAGGGCUGCCCCAAGCCGAGAACAGCAAGUCCCAAGCUGAACCUCAGCCACUCGGAAACCAACGUCUGCGCUCGUGAGGAGUCCCACUUCAGCUUUUCCUCGAGCCCCGGGAACCGCCACCAUCAUAUCUUCUCCUCUUCCGAGCCUCUGGAGAAAACCUUCAAAGGCAUUGGCCACUGGGUUCCAACACCAGGACUGCCAGGCAGCAGAAGCGGCAGCGGGAGCCCCAGCCUCCAGUACAGAGGGGUCCCCUCGGCCUCCUCCUCCCAGCUGAGCGUGGCCAGCCAGGCCUCCACCAGCAGCACCCAGCUCCAGCUCCACAGCCUCCUGAGCAGCAUUAGCAGCAAGGAGGGUACCUACACCAAGCUGGUGGGACUCUACGCCCAGUCCCUGGUCCGCCUCGUGGCCAAGUGUGAGGACCUCUUCAUGGGUGGCCAGAAAAAGGAACUGCACUUCAAUGAGAAUAACUGGUCGCUCUUCAAGCUGACCUGCAACAAGCCCUGUUGUGACUCGGGAGAUGCCAUUUAUUACUGUGCCACCUGCUCUGAGGACCCCGGCAGCACCUACGCUGUUAAGAUCUGCAAAACCCCUGAGCCCAAAACGGCCUCAUACUGCAGCCCUUCUGUGCCCGUGCACUUCAACAUCCAGCAGGACUGCGGCCACUUUGUGGCCUCAGUGCCCUCCAGCAUGCUCACCUCUCCUGACACGCCCAAGGACCCUCUGCCUGCCCUGCCCUCUCACCCCCCUGCCCAGGAGCAAGACUGCGUGGUGGUCAUCACCCGAGAGGUGCCCCACCAGACUGCCUCUGACUUUGUGCGGGACUCGGCCACCAGCCAUCAGUCUGAGCCCGAAGUUUACGAGCGGCGCGUGUGCUUCCUCCUUCUGCAGCUCUGCAAUGGGCUGGAGCAUCUGAAGGAGCACAGGGUCAUCCACCGAGACCUGUGCCUGGAGAACCUGCUGCUGGUGCACUGCACCCCACAGGCCACCCCCAGCCCUUCCCCUGCCACCUCCACAACCCCUGUCGCCUCUACUACCUCCAGUGUGCCUCCCACCGCCACAUCCCCUUCCCCCGCCGCUACUCCCUGCCCUUGCCCCUCUGCCACCCUCCCAGUCGGUGCGACCCCCAGUGCCCCAGCUGCCCCCGCCUGUCAGAGAGUGCCCAGUGAGAAGCACUUGCCCCGGCUCAUCAUCAGCAACUUCCUGAAGGCCAAGCAGAAGCCAGGUGGCACCACCAACCUGCAGCAGAAAAAGAACCAGGCCCGGCUGGCCCCCGAAAUCGUGUCUGCCUCCCAGUACAGUAAGUUUGAUGAGUUCCAAACAGGCAUCCUCAUCUACGAGCUCCUCCACCAGCCCAACCCAUUCGAGGUGCGGGCCCAGCUGCGGGAGAAGGACUACCGACAGGAAGACCUGCCCCCCCUGCCCACCCUGUCCCUCUACUCACCUGGCCUGCAGCAGCUCGCCCAUCUGCUGCUGGAGGCUGACCCCAUCAAGCGCAUACGCAUUGGCGAGGCCAAGCGGGUGCUACAGUGCCUGCUGUGGGGGCCGCGGCGGGAGCUGGUGGAGCAGCGAGGCACCUCGGAGGAGGCGCUGUGCAGCACGCUGCAUAACUGGAUCGACAUGAAGCGGGCCCUGAUGAUGAUGAAGUUUGCUGAGAAGGCGGUGGACCGCAGGCGCGGGGUCGAGCUGGAGGACUGGCUUUGCUGCCAGUAUCUGGCAUCCGCAGAACCCGGAGCCCUCUUACAGUCACUGAAGCUCCUGCAGCUUCUGUGAGCAAAGCCCCCAGCCUGCACUUUAGCCGCCUACUUCCGUUCCUCACUCCACCUUGACCCCCAUGCCCUGCCUUGUCUCGGAAACAUUUGUGUCUCCCUGGGAAAUGGUACAAAUGACUGUCGUAUGUGGAUGUAAUAUAUAUAAAAAAUAUAUAAAUAUGAAA
Molecule: messenger RNA, 5519 nt
Organism: Pteropus alecto (black flying fox)
Lineage: Eukaryota; Metazoa; Chordata; Mammalia; Chiroptera; Pteropodidae
Gene: PRAG1
Product: PEAK1 related, kinase-activating pseudokinase 1
Exons: 6
Coding region: 1139-5356 (1405 amino acids)
Biological process (GO): protein phosphorylation
Molecular function (GO): ATP binding; protein kinase activity
Source: RefSeq, a predicted model, not a curated record